Thalassophryne amazonica is the source of this 1532-nucleotide messenger RNA. RefSeq names its product electron transfer flavoprotein subunit beta (gene etfb). NCBI's taxonomy places the organism in Eukaryota, Metazoa, Chordata, Actinopteri, Batrachoidiformes, Batrachoididae. Gene Ontology annotation, molecular function: electron transfer activity. Gene Ontology annotation, cellular component: cytosol. The record is from RefSeq and is a predicted model, not a curated record.
UUCCGCCUGCUCCCUCUAUACUGGUGAAGGUUCAUUCGGUCACUGUCAUCUGUUUUUUUAAGAGGUUUUACAAGUUUUUAUAAACUAUGUCUGGUCGUGUUCUUGUCGGAGUUAAGCGAGUCAUUGACUACGCUGUUAAGAUUCGUGUGAAGCCAGACAGUACUGGUGUGGUAACUGAUGGUGUCAAGCACUCAAUGAACCCCUUUUGUGAGAUUGCUGUGGAGGAGGCAGUCAAGCUGAAGGAGAAGAAGCUAAUCAAGGAGGUAGUGGCAGUCAGCUGUGGGCCACAGCAAGCUCAGGAAACUAUUCGUACUGCCCUGGCCAUGGGAGCUGACCGUGGCAUUCACGUUGAAGUCUCUGGGAAAGAUUAUGACAACUUGGGACCACUGCAGGUCUCAAAGAUUAUGGCUGCUCUAGCCAAGAAAGAGGAUGCUCAGCUUGUCAUCUUAGGCAAACAGGCCAUUGACGAUGACUGCAAUCAGACUGGCCAAAUGACAGCUGCUUUACUCGAUUGGCCACAGGGCACAUUUGCAUCUGAAGUGAUGUUGGAAGGAGACAAGUUAGUGGUGCGAGAAAUAGAUGGUGGCCUUGAAACCAUUAAGAUUAACUCUCCGGCUGUGGUGACUGCAGACCUGCGCCUCAACACUCCCAGAUAUGCGACCCUGCCCAAUAUCAUGAAAGCCAAGAAGAAGAAGAUCGAUAAUGUGAAGCCAUCAGACUUGGGGGUGGACCUGACAUCCAGAUUGGAGGUGUUGAGUGUGGAUGAGCCACCUCAGAGGCAGGCAGGGACGAAGGUGGAGACUGUUCAGGACCUGGUAGACAAACUGAAAGAGGCAGGAAGGAUAUAGGCACAUUAGCAACAUAUGCAUGGAAGUGUGGCACUUGACAAAAGAGACUCUGAGGAAUAACAGAACUACAUUAUGUGAGGACUAGGUUAUCGAUGUCUAAUCCCUCCAUUUUAGACCGGUUCUUGAGGUAGUGCAGGGAAUUACUGACAGAAGAUGGGUACCAAGAAACACUGUCUUGCUUCAGACAUGACAAACAGGAUUCAAAUGGACUUUUUGGGGUAUUUCUUUUAUAAAUUUCAUAUGUGUCCAUGACAACUGGUCAAAAUAUCAAAGGUUAAGUAUGAAAUGUCUCCACUUGACUGUAUUUCCAACCAUCUACCUUCCACUUACUCUUGUUUCUUUGGUAAUGCAGUUUCAAGACAAUUGCAUGAAUAAGCAGUUUCUUAUAUCUGUUUUCACACAAAUUAAGAGGACAGUGUUGUGUGUGUGUGUGUGUGUGUGUUUUUUUUUUUGUAAACUACAGCUGUAAUUCAUAGAUGUACUCCAUUAUUGUGUCUGGCAGUUUGAUUUGUGUAAUUUAUCUAAUUGCAAUCAAGUUUCACAACUGUCAAGGUGGUAUCUCUCACCAUGCACAAUGGAAAUGAACACAGAAUUUUUGCCAGAAACAUUUCAGUUGUGUUAAUUUUACGUAACUUUACCAUGACAAUAAAGCAACUGUCCUUUUUCUAUAUUCACAUACAGCAA